Molecule: messenger RNA, 3296 nt
Organism: Owenia fusiformis
Lineage: Eukaryota; Metazoa; Annelida; Polychaeta; Sabellida; Oweniidae
Source: the annotation of a GenBank genome assembly
AAGGUCAAGGACAAGACGUUUAUUUAUUUAUUUUUUGCACGAAACAAAAGGGCCGAGGGCUGACCUAGAGAUAAGGGUACAAUGUAUGCAUAAUAUCCACAUAAACAAUCAUCAUAUCCUAUAGCAGCUCUCACUGGUCUAAAGUUCACUUACAAAUUAACAACGCCAUAUUGAAAUGACUUCUGGAUUACUUGCAUAACAUUUGCUUUAUUUCUACAACUGUUCACGAUGUCAACCACAGGAUACGAAUGAUACAACAAUGAAAGGUGUCCUUGUAUCGUCACUGGUUGAGAUUCUAGUGCUGACCUCUAUACUUUCUAGGGUGAAUUCACAAUAUCUACUUGAUAUUUGUGAACAGACAAACAAAAACCUUUACAUUUAUGGUCCAAAUGAGCGUCACAAUAUUACAUCACCACCAUACAUAGAUGGCGCUAAACCAACAGACGGCCAUUUUGUCUAUGAAUGUUCAGUCCUGGUGAAGGGCUGCUUUAAUUGUAAGAUCAUUGUGAGGAUACUACAACUUAAUAUACCUGAUUGUUACACCAGUAUUCCAACCGGGGAUGAGUGCAGGGUUGGUUGCAACCAUGUGAUAAUAUAUGACGAAUUUUACCGGGAUCAGACAAUUCAACAUUACCAUGGUAACAACACAGCCAGAGAGUACACAUCCAAGUCAAGCAAUGUUCGCAUCACUCUCUGUAUGUCUGAUGACUAUAGGACAGAUCCCAACAAAAAUGUUUUCAUGCAGGUUUUGUCAACAGAUUUGACCUUUCGUUACUAUGGCACUAAUGGUAAAGAUGGCUACUUGACAACACCUGGUUACCCACGAUCUUACAAGGUUGAUGGAGAGAUCUACACAUAUAUAAUCACCAAUAGCGACGAGAAUGGAGUUGUCAGGGUAACCUUCGAUGACUGGGAUCUAUACUCUGGCAGUAGAAUACAGAUCUAUGAUGGACCUGCAGCUAAUGAUUCAUACUUCAAGAUGAUUGACCAACGUGGGCACGGAACACGCCCAUUCAUCCAAUCAACUCGUAAUGCCUUGUCAAUACGGUUCCGCACAGGAGCUGUAUCAGUACUCCCUUACCAUGGGUUUAAAGCACAUUACCAAUUCUUGAAAUACCCAGAGGCCCUGUGGGAUAACAGACCUGAUUCAAGGUAUGAUAAAGUGUUUACUAGGAGAGGAGACCUGCUACAUGUGAAUGGUCAGUACUGCCAAGGCCAUAUGGAUACACUCAUCACCAUUAAGAACUACCAGACCAAUGAUUUUCCACAAAUUGCACUCAACGUUACACGUUUUGACAUGGCAACAGUUGAUUCCCUUAUCAUAAUAGCAGGGAAUACAUCCGAGGCUCCAAUUAUAGACACACUGAAUGGAAAAACUUUGUUUGAUGGAACCUCAAGGGAAUAUAUCAGCUCUUCUGGCUUCCUACUCAGAAUAAGAUGGAUAUGUGCCCAUUUUAAAUCAUUCACUGCUCACUAUUCCAUAUUCAGAAAUGGCACAGCGGGAAAUCAAUUGUGCCCUCAAAAUAGCUACAAAUGCAGUGGGAACAAACGUUGUAUCCCAUACACUCUAGCCUGCAAUGACCUAGACUUUUGCGGAGAUGGCUCUAACAGACUACCAGAAUGCAUGACUACAACAACUACAACUACUGCCCGAAUGUGCCCCAUAGGAUCAUAUGCAUGUAGAGAUGGACUGAGGUGUUACCGUGAAGAUGAUAGAUGCACUGGCUACAGAGUCUGUAAUGAUGGAGAUGAUGAAGAGGGUUGUCCACCAUCAACGCCAGGCUACACUUCCCCUUCCUACAACAGCUAUCUAAGUACAUACCUUCCAAUUGGAAUAACACUCUCUUUGUUUGUCAUCAUCCUUUGCGUCAUUAUCAGCUGCUGCACAUCAAGGAAGGAGCAGCGACGUAGAAGACGACGUGCUGGGCUAUCUACUAUCACACGCACUCGUCGAACCUCAGAUCUUAAUGAGACACAGAUUGAUGUAAAUAUUAGUAUUCGUCAACCAAUGUCACCACCUGCUUAUGAGGAAGUUGUCAUGUAUAAUAGCAACACUGGCGCACUUAACAUGGGGUACUCAGUGGCCUCAAACAGUGAACUAGACAAGCCUCCAGCGUAUUCUGAGCUCUAUGAUAACAAUCUACCAGUACACCCUGUCGGUUAUAGCCCAUCAAACAUUCCAAGCGACCAAUUGUCCAGUCCACCUGCAUCCAAUGCAGCUCAAUCAAGGAGCGGAAAUGCUAACUCUAGUGCAACAAAUACAGGUGCAACAAAUGCUGAUACUUAUGCAGAGGCAGCAAAUAUGGGUGCAUUAAAUACAGGUGCUUCAAGUAUAGGUGCAUUAGAUAGGGGUGCCUCAAAUGUGGGUGUACUAAAUGCGAGUGCAGUAAAUACCAGUGCAAUGGACAAUACAGACACUACCGAAACAAUAAUGCCAAGUAGCAAUACUUCUCCUGCCAGAGAAGCUGCCAGAAAUGUAAGACAAAGUGCAAAUAGGGGCCUUGUUAUUGAUAGGGCACCUCCUUCAAGGUAUCGAUCCUCUCAGGAUAUUAACAGGCUACCAGAAAGGUCACCUCCAAUGUACCGCUCCUGUGGGGCUCUUCAUAUGCUUCCAAUGACAUCUGCCCCAGUUCGGCGUUCAUCUGGGCAUAUUGAUAGGCAUCCUGAUACCUCUGCAUCAGGUGCCUCAAGUCCUCCAACUCAUGUAGUAAAUGAUUCGUCAGUUGCUCCCAGAGAUGAUGAGCAAAGUAAUAUGUAUGAAACCAUUCCAGUCGUUCCUAAUACAAAUAACAUUCCUGCUCAGACGAGACAACCAGAUGGCAAUCAAGAAGGAGGAAAUAUUCAAGAUUCACUCAAUGGUUACAUGCGUCGAUUUGCUCCUAAUGCAAACACAGAUGGUGCCCCAGUGCCCCCUCGACGUUAUAGAGGUCAGGACAGAAGACGAGAUUCAAGAGAAUUUCCCAGCAAUGUGCCUUAUCCCAACGAACUUCAAAGAUAUCGCUCUCAGCCUAACUUGGCCCAGAGUAAUGAGGGACCAUCACGCAGUAUUAGUAUAAGUGACUUCAGAAUGAUGCCAGUUGAUGAUGGAACCUUUGUUUAAACAUUUAAGAUGAGGGGGUCAUGUCAAUGAUUCAGUUUGAAAGCGGUUUCUUAAUUGUAAUUUAAAAUGGUAAGAUACUGAGAGAUUCCAAUAAGUGCACAUACAAAAAAUUUUAUCACUAAGGUUUACAUACUCUACAGCUACUGUAUUUCUUUCUCUGCAUUAAAUAUUAUCAAUCUAAAUCUUGUUUUGUAAA